Messenger RNA from Suillus plorans, 1331 nucleotides. Its product is annotated as NAD(P)-binding protein. The record is from RefSeq and is a predicted model, not a curated record. NCBI's taxonomy places the organism in Eukaryota, Fungi, Basidiomycota, Agaricomycetes, Boletales, Suillaceae. Gene Ontology annotation, molecular function: 3-beta-hydroxysteroid 3-dehydrogenase (NADP+) activity. Gene Ontology annotation, cellular component: mitochondrial outer membrane; lipid droplet; endoplasmic reticulum membrane. Bases 75 to 1298 code for a protein of 407 amino acids. The transcript is spliced from 5 exons.
GGUGUAACGACUAUGAUUUUAAGUCACCGGUAAUCACACGAGGAACAUCUCACGCACAUCUUUCCCCGGACGUCAUGUCGUGGCCAGUUAUCGUUGUGACAGGUGCAAACAGCGGCGUUGGUUUGGGAAUUUGCCAGCGUCUACUUGUUCAACUAAUAUCCAAAUCCCCAACAGACGCCCAACCUCAUUACAAUUUCCACGUCCAAAAAACGACAACCAGCGACGCCUCUCUCGAUGGGUUGACCCUAAUUCUUGCUUGUCGCAGUAGACAACGAGGAGAGGCUGCUCGCGACCAAUUGUACCAGUUUGCCGACGAACAAGUUCGUCACCAGGAAAUACUUCCAGGAUACGAUGGACAUGCCGAGACCUUUAGAAAACACCUUACCAUUGUGGUCCAUACCGUAGACUUGUCGCGCAUUCAAACGGUAUUCAGAUUCGCUGACGAAGUCAUCAAAACGUACCCAUAUGUCUCGCAUCUCAUUUGUAAUGCAGGAGUCGCUUCUUUCGUCAGCAUCAAUUGGCUUUUAGCUCUCAAGCAAUUCACCAUGAACUGGGUUGAGGCCGUGACAGCUCCUAUAUUCUACACGCAAGAAGUUGGACAACUCAGUCAAGACGGGCUAGGAUGGGUAUGGCAGUGCAACGUCUUUGGACACUAUGUCCUGUUUCGAUCCUUGAAAUCCCACCUAGCAAAAUACCAAACGUCUACUGGUGCCCGCGUGAUUUGGAUGUCAUCUCAUGAAUCAAACCCAAUCUAUUACGAUCCUACAGACUGGCAGUUGGUCAAAACCGCGCAUUCAUACGAAAGCUCAAAAUUCCAGAUGGACUUGAUCGCCCAUCGACUGGAUCAGGCGUCACUCCAAGACUCUGACACGUUACCCACGCGACACCUGAUAGUACUACCUGGUGUAGCUGGCACAAACAUCGCCAGCGCUCUUUUGGAUACUUUCUCAUCAAUGUGCAUGUUCUUUGCUUUCUAUCUCGCUCGUUUUCUUGGAUCUCCAUACCACCUCAUAACUGGAUUCAAGGCAGCCAUCUCUGCAGUACAUCUCUGCUUAGUGCCGUUGGCUUGCCUUCCUACAGUUAGCUCGACAGAUUUUGACGAUUCAGACCCUACAGCUAAGGUUGAAGUGGGCUUCCGUUAUGUCUCAGAAUGUGACAGAUGGGGCAAAGAGCGUGUUGGUACGAUGAAGUUGACGCGUUCCAAAGAGCACAACAACCAGUGCGAUGACCUCUUGGAACAUUGCGAUCGGCUUUUUACAGCAUUUUGUGAAGCGGAGGGACGUCCAUUACAUUCUUAACGAGCUCACCAGAUAUAUUUGGACAAUAAUUAU